CUCCAAAACAUAUCUUGUUGUGCAACCAAUAAUAUGGCUACUUUCUCUACCAACCAAAUUACAAUCAUUCUUUUUUGUUUACUAUCUACAAUCAUCUUUAACUCAUCAUCACUAGUUAUGUGUAAUUCCAUGAUGGUUCAUUGUGAUGAGAAGGAUGAGAGCACAUUGCUCAAGUUUAAACAUGAAGUCACAGAUCCUUCUGGAGUACUCUCAUCUUGGUCUUCUGAUGAAGAAAAAGAUUGUUGUCAAUGGAGAGGAGUUCAUUGUGAUAACAUCACACACAGAGUUACAGAGCUUCAUCUCCCUUGUGAUACAAUCCAAUCUGAUGAAAUUCUUGAUCAAGAUAAUGAGAAAUGGCACUGUCUAACAGGUGAAUUCGACAUGUCUUCUUUGUUUGAUCUUGAAUUUCUGAGUUACUUGGAUUUGAGUAACAAUGAUUUCAAGACCAUCAAAUAUGAUUUCAAUUCUAUUCAUAACAACAAGACAUGUAAUGACUCCUCCAACAUUCAUUAUCUUGAUUUAGCAUAUAACUAUCAUCUUUUCAGUGAUUAUAAUAAUAUGCUACAUCAGAUUUCUCAUCUUUCCUCUUUGAAAUUUCUGGACCUUAGUGGUAUUGAUCUUUACAAAGAAACCGAUUGGCUUCAAUCACUGACCUCACUUUCUUCACUUUCAGAGUUACACUUAGAUGAUUGCAGUCUUAAAGAUAUAAAUCCAUCUCUUCAGUAUGCUAAUUUGACUUCACUUAAGGUUCUUAGUCUUGUUUCCAAUGACUUCUCAUCAAUCUUGCCUUCUUGGUUAUUCAAUCUUAGUCACAUCUCAUAUAUCGACAUUUCUAAAACCUCCAUGCAUGGCCAACUGCCUCAAACACUACCAAAGUUUCAUCAAAGCAUUGAAUCAUUGUAUUUGAAUGACAAUGAUCUCGAUGGUCCCAUUCCGGAUUGGUUGGGCCAACUUGAUCAACUGCAAGUACUUGCACUUUCUCAUAAUUCUUUCUGUGGUCCAAUCUCAACAAUUUUGGAAAACUUACCACCCUUAUUGAUUGAAUUGCGUCUCCACUCAAAUUUCUUUACAGGAACUGUCUCAGAUAAAAAUUUCCAUUUGCUUUCCAAGUUAAAGAUUUUGGGUUUAGGCUCAGAAUCCUUAAUCUUUGACUUUGAUCCUAAAUGGAACCCUCCUUUUCAACUUCAUGUUUUAGCACUGGAAUACCCUGGUCUCAAAUUUCCAUCAUGGAUAUAUACACAAACUUCUCUAAAAGUUCUGUACAUUGGGAACUCCAGAACUUCAUUCCAACCUCUUGGCAAGUUCUGGAAGUUCACUGCUCAACUUGAAGUUUUGAACUUAAUAAACAAUUCCAUCAGUGCUGAUAUGUCAAACGUGUUACUUGAUUCCAAACAUGUAAUGAUGCUAUCGAAUAACUUGAGUGGCAGUGUGCCUCGAGUGUCACCAAAAGUGACUCAUUUGGAUUUGUCUUAUAACAAUUUAUCUGAUAUCUCUCCUUUCUUAUGUCAAAAGAUGAAGGAAAAAGGGAAUUUAGAGACUUUGUUCAUAUCUGAUAAUGCAUUAUCCGGAGAAAUUCCAAAUUGUUGGAUGAAUUGGAGGUCAUUAUUUCAAGUUAACUUGAGGAGCAAUAAUUUGAGAGGUGAAAUUCCUCACUCAAUAGGGUCAUUGUCUAGACUAAUCUUUCUGGAUUUGGAAGAAAAUAAUUUGUCUGGAGAGAUACCUUUGUCCUUAAAAGGUUGUAAAAAUCUUCGAUAUCUUAGUCUAGGCAAAAAUGCAUUUUCUGGAGUUAUACCAAUUUGGAUCAGUAAGAGAAUAAAAAUAUUUCAAUUGGGAUCUAAUCAAUUCAGUGGAAAUAUCUCAAAUGAAAUAUGUCGAUUUUAUUCUCUCAAGAUAUUGGAUCUUUCAGAUAACAGAUUAUCAGGGCGAAUACCCAUAUGUAUGCACAAUAUGACAAGCAUGAUUUCUCCAUAUGCUUCAAUGGAUGUGUUCAUGGUUCCUAGCUACUCAAAAUAUAGCAGAAGAAGUGUCACUUAUUUAUAUUUGAACCUAGUUACAAAACACAUGGUAUUGUCUUAUCUACAUUCAAUAUACCUCAUUGAUCUUUCAAGCAAUGAUCUCUCUGGAACAAUACCAUCAGAGUUAUUUAUGCUCACUAGAUUGCAAUCUUUAAAUCUGUCCCACAAUCAAUUAAUGGGAUCAAUUCACAUGAUAUUGGCACCUUGACACUGCUGGAAUCUCUUGAUCUUUCAAACAACUUAUUUUCAGGACAAAUUCCUCAGUCCAUGUCUGGUAUGUCUUUUCUUGAAGUCUUGAAUCUCUCAUGCAACAAUUUUGAAGGCAAAAUCCCAUUGGGAACACAACUUGAGGGUUUCACAAACCUUAGUUAUGCUGG
Molecule: messenger RNA, 2392 nt
Organism: Arachis ipaensis
Lineage: Eukaryota; Viridiplantae; Streptophyta; Magnoliopsida; Fabales; Fabaceae
Source: RefSeq, a predicted model, not a curated record